This is a messenger RNA of Styela clava, 2690 nucleotides long. Its product is annotated as cytochrome P450 2U1-like. Gene Ontology annotation, cellular component: intracellular membrane-bounded organelle; cytoplasm. Gene Ontology annotation, molecular function: steroid hydroxylase activity; iron ion binding; oxidoreductase activity, acting on paired donors, with incorporation or reduction of molecular oxygen, reduced flavin or flavoprotein as one donor, and incorporation of one atom of oxygen. Lineage: Eukaryota; Metazoa; Chordata; Ascidiacea; Stolidobranchia; Styelidae. The record is from RefSeq and is a predicted model, not a curated record. Gene Ontology annotation, biological process: xenobiotic metabolic process.
GACGAGCAGUACGUGCUUAUAAUUAAAAAAAAAUUAACAAUGGGGAUGAAUUGUUGAAGUAUGCUUGAGGCGAGAAAAUAUCAAAUAUCUCGCAACAAAUUCAUGACGCAUUACACUCUUUUGCUAAAUAUCAUUUGUUACAGUCUGACUAAUUUAAAUAUACUUAUGCAUAGCUGCGUUGGUCGAUUUAUCUGCAUAAAGUGUCUGGACAAGGGAGGGAAGGAGAGUUCUUGGGUUGAUUUAUUUUAUUUAAAGUGGAACAGCGACUAUACAUCAUGUUUGGGCGAUUAAUACGAGUCUUAUUUGAUUACGCGAAUAUCCAGUCGUUCAUUUUGUUCGUUUCUGUUCUUGGCAUGUAUUACUUCAUGUUCCGGAGAAAGAAGAGCGUAUGCAACGUACCUGGACCAAAAGCAUGGUCAUUGAUUGGGAAUCUUCCUUCACUAAGCCUGCACUCAGAGCGAAAACUACUAGAAUGGCACAGAGAAUUUGGACCAGUCAUCAGAGUACAAAUGCCCAGUAACGAAUUCAUCUGCCUAGGAAGUAUGGAAGCAGUACAAGAAGCAUUUGUAAAAAAGCAGACAGUUUUUCUGAUCGAAUGCAGGGCAUUAUUCCGGGAAUAACCGGCAACGAUGGCAUCAUAUUUGUGGACUAUGGCACGAAACUGAAAGAGCAGCGGCGAUUCGCUCUUACAGCUUUGAAAGAAUUUGGUAUGGGUCGCCGUAGCAUCGAACCUAAUAUUAUCGUAAAAAGGGGAAGAACUUUGUGAUAAGAUUGAAACUUACAGCGUGAAAGGAACACCUUUUGCUAUCAACCCAAUGGUCUAUGAAACAGUAUCGAGUAUUAUCUCUCAGCUUGUAUUCAAUAAAAAUCUGGCAUUGGGAAAUGAGGGGUUCCAAAGAUUCUUAAAAGACGCAACGGAAGGACCAAAAUAUUUUGCCAUAAGUGGAUUAAUGGUAUUUUUUCCGUUGCUCAAGAAAAUACCCCCGUUUUCGUGGGUUCAUCAGGAAACUAAAAGGCGAGAAAGGGAAUUUUUGCAACUUCUACAAGACCAAAUAGAUGAUCACAAACGAACGAGGGAUCCAAAUGCUGCCCGUGACUUCAUUGAUUGUUUUUUGAACGAAUUGGAUAAUUCCGAUACAUUGGAACGAUCCGAAGAACUAGGAUACCCCGAUAAUCAAUUGAUUGGUGUCGCUCGUGAUCUAUUUUUGGGAGGAUCGGACACCACUUCUAAUUCAAUAUGUUGGGCAGUGCUGUAUCUUUCUCGUAAUCAAGACGCCCAAGCAAAAAUGUAUGCAGAAAUAUCAGAUAUUGUUGGACAAAUGGCCCCGAGUACUACGAUGUCUGAUAAAAUGCCGUACACAAAAGCCGUAAUUCAAGAAAUCCUGCGGAUGCGCCCUAUCGCACCGUUAUCACUGGGUCACCUUUCUUGUAGAGAAGAUACUAUAAUGGGAUAUCGGAUUCCUAAAGGUACACUGAUAGCAGCGAAUAUAUUCGGAAUUCAGAACAACGAAGCAACAUGGCCAGAUCCCGAUAAAUUCGAUCCCUGUCGCCAUAUCGAUUCUGAUGGUAAAUUCGCUAAAUCUACUAAUAUGAUUCCUUUUUCUAUUGGAGCUCGCCAAUGUUUGGGAAUGCAACUUGCUAACAUGGAACUCUUUUUGAUUAUUGUAUCUUUGUUCCAGAAAUAUAAAUUUGAUUUUGCAGGCAAUGUUAACAUGGAUAUGAGAGGGAAAAAUAUUUUUAAUUUGAAGUCAUAUCCUUUCAAAGUUAUUGCUAGCAAUCGUUAAAUAUUGCGUAUUUAGGAAGUAUCAGAAAAUAAAUUGUAAUCCGUCUUAUGUUUACAAUGUUAUUAUAUUUCAUUUAGGCUAGGGACAUGUGAAAUUAUUCAUAGAGCAAAUUUGUAGAUAUAACAUAACCCCAGCAGUCCUUUCGUAGAAUUUCAACCAAAUAGCAAUUGGAACCAAUUAUUGAUGUUUCUUCCUCAUUAUUGUGGAAUAUUGCAAUGGUGAUACUGGUUGUAUCUUGUAUGUUUUUACGCAAUAUUUUGUUUGUUUGUAUUUUCCAAUUUGUAAACCUACUUCAACUCAAAUAUUGCUACAUAAAUACUAGAUUCAUCAAUAUCGUUUUGGCAUUGCACCAAUCACUGUAGGCAUGGUCGGCAAAUUUUCAAUAAAAACCCAAAUAGCAGUAUCUUAAAUUAGUCGAGAUUAGAUGGAAGAUAAGAUAUGUGGGGUAUAUUUUUUCUCAACCGGGCAGUAUAGUAGGUUGCAAGAAUCGUCUUUCAUACAACUCCAUAUUCCUUACUUCCCCUACUUUCCCGCCAGGCCCUACAAAGCAAGCUGAUACAAAGGGAUUAAACACAAUUACAAUAAUGAAUAAUUCUAAUUCAUGCUACUGAGACUGAUACAGAGACGAUAUCGACGUCGAUUUAACGUUAUGUAAUCUUUUGUACACCUUCUGUAGUCACGUUCAAAGUAGGGCAUAAAUUAAAAGCACUUUUUAAAAUUGAUUUCGAUAGAAUGACUAUAAUUUGUACAAAAUACAAUAUUUUUAUAAAUUGCGAUUUUAUGUUUAUAAGUAAAAAAAUUAAAACAUCAAAAAUUUGUGUCUGUGAAUAAUCUCAUACAGGCUUUACUCAGUUUACUGUGUAAUUCUAAAGUGCAGGUUAUAAAAUAAUUCUCAUUGUAAAACUA